AUGUUACUUUUGCAAAUCCUUGUUUCGGUCAUAGCACCGAUACCAUAUGUCCUUCCAAACACGUACAGUGUUGCUACAGCCAAAGUUCUCAUGAUCGAUAGAGUUAGUUCUACUAACGAUGGAAAUGAUCAGAAACAAUUCACUAGAUUAUAUGAAUGUGUUGAAGAAGGUUGUGUUAAUUUUUUUGAACUUGGUAACUAUUUUGGGCCUGUUACAUGUGGAAAACAUCAUCGUAUGCCUAAACGGCCGGGCAAGAAAUUUUGCACCUCCGCAGGUCCUUUUAAUCCAUUAAGUUCUCAUAGUGCUCAAGGACAUUUUACGCCCGCUGUGUAUGUUCUAAUGGAAAAGUCGUCUCUGUCAUAUGAGCUUCUCUUCAAGCAGGUAUCGCAACUGCUAGCCGAUUGGACUCCCUUGUCAGUCAUAUCUAACUUUGAUAAUGAUUUAAUUCAAAGUAUCAGAAAAACAUUUCCAGAAACAGACGUUACCGGAUCCCAUUUUCACUUCAAACAAAUUCUUAUGCGACACUCAAAUUUUGUUAUGUUAUCUUACAAGCCACCGAAACAAGUUGUCGAAUGCUUUAAUCAAUUAAAGAAUGAAUAUGACGAUCAAAUAUUUACUGAUUAUUUUCAUGCAAAUUUUAUCGAUCAGGAUGCACCAUUCUCACUCAAUUUCUGGAAUAUUCACGAUAAUCUAAAACAGUCAUUAGCGAUCGCCAGUGACAUUGAAUACUGGCACAAUUACUUUGCACAUCGAUUAAUCAGUAAUGAAAACUGGAAUGACCUGACCUUAUUUCUAGAACACUUGAAAAUUUUAGACAGGCAGAGUACCGACAACUUGCCCACGGGAGAAUGA
Molecule: messenger RNA, 852 nt
Organism: Didymodactylos carnosus
Lineage: Eukaryota; Metazoa; Rotifera; Eurotatoria; Philodinida; Philodinidae
Source: the annotation of a GenBank genome assembly